AUGGCAGAGGCUGCCGGUGGCAGAGAGCUACAGGCGGCGGGCCGUGUCCCUCUGGACGCCGCUCACCGUGCUGAGGAGGAGAUCGACCCGGCUUUGCUAGACGCCCCGGCGGCGGCCGCGGGCAGGAGGCGGGAGCGGCGCAGCGGCGUCUCGGCCGUGGGUACCGCUGAGCGCUUCCCCAGUAGUAGCCUUGGGCCAGCGGCAGCCCCGGACUCCGACGCCUGCCUGCUGGAGGCGGCCAAGGCCACCCCGCGAAGGAGCAGCAUCAUCAAGGAUCCUUCAAACCAAAAAUGUGGACGAAAGAAAACAGUGUCCUUCAGCAGCAUGCCAUCAGAGAAGAAGAUAAGCAGCGCCAGCGACUGUAUCAGCUUUAUGCAGGCUGGGUGUGAAUUAAAGAAAGUUCGUCCAAAUUCCCGUAUUUAUAACCGUUUUUUCACUCUGGAUCCUGACCUGCAGGCUCUGCGUUGGGAGCCUUCCAAAAAGGACCUUGAGAAAGCAAAGCUUGAUAUCUCUGCCAUAAAAGAAAUCAGACUAGGGAAGAACACAGAAACUUUCAGGAAUAACGGACUGGCAGACCAGAUUUCUGAGGACUGUGCGCUGUCGGUAAUUCAUGGUGAGAACUACGAGUCCCUUGACCUGGUUGCCAACUCUGCUGACGUGGCCAACAUUUGGGUGUCGGGAUUAAGGUACUUGGUUUCUCGUAGCAAACAGCCCCUGGAUCUGAUGGAAAGCAGCCAUAAUACCCCACGGUUUGCCUGGCUAAAAACUGUGUUUGAAGCAGCAGACGUUGAUGGUAAUGGCAUAAUGUUAGAAGAUACGUCUGUGGAGCUCAUAAAGAAGCUCAACCCCACCUUAAAGGAAUCAAAGAUUAGGUUAAAAUUCAAGGAAAUCCAGAAGAGCAAAGAGAAACUGACAACACGAGUAACGAAAGAGGAGUUCUGUGAGGUGUUCAGUGAACUUUGCACAAGACCUGAAGUUUAUUUCUUACUGGUGCAGAUAUCUAAAAACAAAGAGUAUCUAGAUGCCAAUGACCUCAUGCUGUUUUUGGAGGCUGAGCAAGGAGUGAGCCACAUAACAGAAGAGAUGUGCCUGGACAUCAUACGCAGGUAUGAGCUUUCUCAAGAGGGGCGCUUGAAAGGCUUUCUUGCAAUCGAUGGAUUUACCCAGUAUUUGCUGUCCCCAGAAUGUGACAUUUUUGACCCAGAGCACAAAAAAAUUGUCCAAGACAUGACACAGCCUUUGUCACACUACUACAUCAACGCAUCCCACAAUACAUAUCUGAUAGAGGACCAGCUCAGAGGGCCAGCUGAUAUCAAUGGCUAUGUCAGAGCUUUGAAGAUGAGCUGUCGGAGCAUUGAACUAGAUGUCUGUGAUGGCCCAGAUAAUGAACCCAUUAUUUGCAACCGCAACAACAUGACAUCGCCGCUCGCCUUCCGAAAUGUUAUUGAGGUGAUAAACAAAUUGGCCUUUUUUGCCUCAGAAUACCCCCUUAUUCUCUGCUUGGGCAACCACUGCUCGCUACAACAGCAGAAGGUGGUGGUACAACACAUGAAAAACAUCUUUGGAAACAAACUGUACACGGAGACGCCUUUAUCCUCCGAAGUCUACCUCCCGUCACCUGAGAAACUGAAAAUGAAGAUCAUCGUGAAGGGGAAGAAGCUGCCCAGCGACCAGGAUAUAUUGGAAGGAGAAGUCACGGAUGAAGAUGAAGAGGCUGAGAUAUCCCGCAGACUGUCGGAGGACUUCUCAAGGGAACCCAAACUGAUCUGGCUCUGCAGGGAACUGUCUGACUUGGUGUCCCUAUGCAAAUCUGUCCAGUACAAAGACUUUGAGACAUCCAUGAAAGCUCAGAACUAUUGGGAAAUGUGCUCCUUCAGCGAGGCGGAAGCCAGUCGGAUUGCAAACGAGUCCCCUGAAGAUUUUGUCAACUACAACAAAAGGUUUCUGUCCAGGGUGUACCCCAGUGCUAUGAGGAUAGACUCCAGUAACUUAAAUCCUCAGGAUUUUUGGAAUUGUGGUUGCCAGAUAGUGGCAAUGAACUAUCAGACCCCUGGGCCUAUGAUGGACCUGCACACUGGCUGGUUUCUGCAGAAUGGGGGCUGCGGGUAUGUCCUCAGACCUUCGGUGAUGCGUGAGGAGGUGUCUUACUUCAGUGCAAACACCAAGGGCAUUGUUCCGGGGGUAUCUCCCCAGGUCCUACACGUCAAAAUAAUCAGUGGUCAGAACUUUCCGAAGCCCAAGGGUGCCUGUGCAAAAGGGGACGUCAUAGACCCCUACGUCUGCAUAGAAAUACAUGGGAUUCCUGCAGACUGCACUGAACAAAGAACUAAAACUGUUCAGCAAAACAGCGACAACCCCAUUUUUGAUGAAACCUUCGAGUUCCAGAUCAACCUUCCAGAGCUGGCCAUGAUCCGUUUUGUCGUUUUGGAUGAUGACUACAUUGGGGACGAGUUCAUAGGGCAGUACACCAUCCCUCUGGAGUGCCUGCAGCCCGGCUACAGGCACAUACCGCUGCGCUCUUUUGUCGGCGACAUCAUGGAGCACGUCACCCUCUUUGUCCACAUUGCCAUAACCAACCGCAGCGGAGGUGGCAAGGCCCAAAAGCGUAGCCUCUCGGUGAGGAUAGGCAAGAAAGCAAGGGAGUACACCAUGCUGAGGAACACUGGUCUCAAGACCAUUGAUGACAUCUUUAAGCUGGCUGUGCAUCCUCUACGAGAGGCUACUGACAUGAGAGAAAACAUGCAGAACGCCAUGGUGUCUGUGAAGGAACUGUGCGGGCUGCCACCCAUUGCCAGCCUCAAGCAGUGCAUCCUGACCCUCUCCUCGCGCCUCCUCAGCAGUGACAACACUCCCUCUGUCACCCUCUGCAUGAAGGACGCCUUCCCUUACCUAGAGCCUCUGGGGACCAUGCCCGACGUGCAGAAAAAGGUCCUGGCGGCCUAUGACCUGAUGAUCCAGGAGAGCAGGGUUCUCAUUGAGACAGCAGACGCCACUCACGACAAGAUUGUUCAGUGCCAGAAAGCAGGAAUGGAAUUCCACGAGGAGCUUCAUAACCUCGGCACAAAGGAAGGUUUGAAAGGAAGAAAAUUAAGCAAAGCCAUUGAGAGUUUUGCAUGGAAUAUCACAGUGCUGAAGGGCCAAGGAGACCUCCUGAAGAAUGCCAAGAACGAAGCUCUGGAGAACAUGAAGCAGAUCCAGCUGGCGUGCCUGUCGUGCGGACUGAGCAAGGCUGGAAGCGGGCAGGGGGAUGCCAAGUCCAAAAGGGGCCUGGAGGCAAUACAGGAGAAGGACACCGGCGAUGAGAGCGGACGGCUGUGA
This is a messenger RNA of Indicator indicator, 3318 nucleotides long. RefSeq names its product phospholipase C like 1 (inactive) (gene PLCL1). Gene Ontology annotation, biological process: intracellular signal transduction; lipid metabolic process. NCBI's taxonomy places the organism in Eukaryota, Metazoa, Chordata, Aves, Piciformes, Indicatoridae. The transcript has 6 exons. The record is from RefSeq and is a predicted model, not a curated record. Bases 1 to 3318 code for a protein of 1105 amino acids. Gene Ontology annotation, molecular function: phosphatidylinositol-4,5-bisphosphate phospholipase C activity.